Molecule: messenger RNA, 2138 nt
Organism: Rhopilema esculentum
Lineage: Eukaryota; Metazoa; Cnidaria; Scyphozoa; Rhizostomeae; Rhizostomatidae
Source: RefSeq, a predicted model, not a curated record
GCAAAUACCUGAAAGCUUUCAGCAGCACUUUCAAGAUGCACCCGAAUUUAGCCAGCACGUUUGGAGUAUUUUGCAUCUUCUUACACAUGUUCCUGCAUUCAGUCAACGGUAGAAUCCUGCGCAGAUCUUGUGGAGACUACGCAAACUUCUCAUAUGUAGAGCAGGAUAAAGUUUUGCAGGGAGAGAAAAUAACAACAGUAAUUGUUCCAUCCGAAGAAGAAUGCGAACUUGCCUGUGUUGAUGAGCUGCAAUGCAAGUCAAUAAACAUAGAAAAGAGUAAGAAAGCCAGAAGGUGCGAGCUCAACAAACGCUCUACUGCAGAUGCUUCAGACGGGGUAGCACUAACGCCAAAGCAAGGUUGGGUGUACAAGUCAACGAGCUUUACUGAAAAUCUGAUUGGGCACAUGUGCAGGAAACUCAAUCCAUGCGAACCGGAGCAUUUGUGUCUCGAUGUUUGCUAUUCCCCUGGAUACAAGUGCACCCAUUGCAAGGAGCUUCCACUUGGCAUGCCGUGUGUUAGAUGUGAGUCAAUAAUUAAACAAUAAUACCUUAUCUCUUUAAAGAUGAUACAUCAUAUUAACAUGGAUCGGGAUUGGAUUAGAAUGACAGGGAUCAGGAUUGCAACCCUGAAAAUUGACGAGUCGUGAUCAUACAAUCGUGAUCAAAAUCCUGACAGUUCCAAUCAAUCCCAGUUGAAUCCGGUCAAAUGGCUUUUGAUUGUGAUGUCCAUGUAGAUCCCAAAGAAUCAGACCUUGAAAAAGGGAUGUUUUGCGACCGCCACUGCUCUCAGACAGUAAAGGCAAAAAGCCAUAGAACAGUUGAUGAGAAUGAACCUCCCAAAUCACAAUUUCUAUUUUGUCUUCAAAUCUGCUCAAUGUAUAUAAAACAGUGGAUGAGAGUCACUUAGGGUAAGCUUACGUGGUAUGGAGAGUCCUCUCUAUACCAAGCAAUCUGCAAAAAUAUCAGGACAAAGCGUUCGAUCUAAUAGAAUCUUCAACGGUAAAGGAUACUUAUGAUAAGAGACUUAUGAACAGAGAGGUAAAGAUAGGGGGCUCAGGGGGAUGAGCCUCCCUUGUUGAUUCCGAAUAUUGGUAAAUUUCUACUUUUGCUAUUGUCAUUAGCAACAUUUUGUGCAAAAGCCUCAUUGCUAUUGUUUUUUAUUGCACUACACCACUGCCUAUGAAGGUAAGUCAAUUGAUGAAGUUUGACCAAGCAGUUAUGACUUGUAAAAUUGUCAAUCAGCUCUGUCCUAGAGAGCUAAAAAAUCAGUUCGUCAAAAGGUCUGCCAUAGCAAAAUACAACACAAGGAAUAGAUAGAUAAAAUCUCCAUGCGCAAAAACUAACAUUAGAUUAUACCAAAAGAUGUUCUUGUACACUGGUCCAUUUGCUUGGAAUGAAAUCCCAGAAUUCAUUAAAGAUCUCAAUUCGUUUUAAAAUAGAACUAAGAUUUCACCUUUUGAGCUAACAUACAUCAGCUUGGUCCGAAUCAAUGGAAGUUCAUACAAUUUAUGUUUUAAUCUCUAAGUAAACUUAUCAAAUGUUUAAUGUUAUGUAGUUUUUAAUUCUGUAUAUCUUAACUUUUCUCUUUACUGAAUGGAUAUCGUGUAUAAAUAAGAUUAAAUGAAAAAAAAAUGUCUGAUCUUUUAUGGUUUCAUGCCGAGCUAAUUUCUGCUAUCUCAAAAGGCGAAAUCUUGGUUCUAUUUCAAAUCGUACGAUGGAAUCGAUAUCUCUAAUGGAUUGUGAGAUUUCAUCCCAAGCAAAUGGACCAGUGUACGAAAAACCUCCUUUAACCUUUGCGAACACUCAGGGACGCCGGAACGACAAAGGGGCGAGGGGGCAGGCUUGAGUAAAAGGGCAUUUGAAAGAUAAUUCCCCGCUACUAGCAAUUCUUUCGUAACAGCCAUUUUACUUCGAUCUUCUUCAGGUAUCUUGGACAUUUGUUAACUUUUGGCAUUAUUUUACAAAUUUUGAGAAAUGUCGUCAUGAAUUAUGCACUAAAAUCGGAAUUUCAUAUGACUCUCCCUGAUUAUUAGAAUGGCCGGUUUUAAGGGCACUUUAAUGAAAAGGGCACUUUAAUGAAAAGGGCACUCUGAACUCCUUUGUUCCUUCUUUUCCAGCGCUCCCUCUUCUCUGGCGUC